GUGCAGUUUGAUUAGUGACUCACCUGAUCGGAUCUGCCUCUGCACCUCCUAACAAACAACAAGCAUUUCGAGUAGUAGAAGCGUCUAGCCCCGCAUCGGACUAGUUCGCUCGGCGCGCAGCCAGCAUCGGCAGCAUGAGCGGGCCGGACGCGCUGUUUUCGCUGCGCAACAGCUUCCAGCUGGGCGCAUACCAGGCGGCCAUCAACGAGAGCGCCGUGGGCGGGCUGUCGGAGGCGGAGAGCGUCGAGCGCGACGCCAUCGUGUACCGCUCCUACAUCGCCCUCGGCAGCUACCAGCUGGUGAUCGACGAGAUCUCCGACUCCGCCGCGACGGCGCUGCAGGCAGUCAAGCUGCUCGCCACGUACCUCAAGGACCCCGCUGCCAACAAGGACGGCGUGGUGGCGAGUCUGGAGGGGUACCUGUCGGACCCGGUGAUCGGCAAGAACGCGACGCUGCUGCUGGUGGCGGGCACGGUGUACGCGUGCGAGCACAACUACGUGGACGCGCUCAAGGCCACGCACGCCAUCGCCGGCAACCUCGAGCUCAUGGCUUUGAACGUGCAGGUGUUUCUGAAGAUGGACCGCGUGGACUACGCGGAGAAGCAGCUCAAGGCCAUGCAGGCCGCCGACGAGGACGCCACGCUCACGCAGCUCGCCAACGCCUGGGUCUGCCUCGCUAUGGGCGGGGCCAAGGUGGUGGAGGCGACGUACAUCUUCCAGGAGCUGGCGGACAAGUUCACCCCCACCGUGGCGCUGCUCAACGGCAGCGCGCUCUCCCAGAUGCACCAAGGCAACUUCGACGACGCCGAGGCGCUGCUGCUAGACGCCCUCAACAAGGACGCCAAGGAUGCCAACACUCUCGCCAACCUCGUCGUCUGCUCGCUGCACAGAGGCAAGCCCGCCACGCGCUACCUCAACCAGUUGAGGGCGGUGGCGCCGGAUCACAUUCUAGCGCAACGCCAAAUAACGUCGGAAGCUGCCUUCGACCAGGCCGUUGCAGCUUAUGCUUGAGCCGCGUCAGGAAGGAAACCUCAGAUUCUCAGAUUCUCUUAUACAUAGUAUUAUAUCACGUGAAGGAUAGCAUCUGGAAUAUGAAUACAUAUGAUUGAUGGGAAUACCAUAUACGUACAAUUUCUCCGGCAUUGUGUCUCGCAACGAGUCCGCCUUUAUUUGCCUUGUCG
Closterium sp. NIES-67 is the source of this 1180-nucleotide messenger RNA. The record is from the annotation of a GenBank genome assembly. NCBI's taxonomy places the organism in Eukaryota, Viridiplantae, Streptophyta, Zygnematophyceae, Desmidiales, Closteriaceae.